AUGAAAGGUAUUCCAAGAUUGAAGGAUUGUUUGGACAAUGGAUCAUUAUAUUUUGGUCCGGCUUCAUCAUUGGUCGACUUUCAAGUUGAAUGUGCGAUCGUUUUCAAAGAUCCUAGGGGACAACUUUAUUAUGGUCCGUUUGAAUUUGUUCUUGAAGUUGGCAACGAUUUUAAAUUCAAAAAUCCGACUGUUUUUCAUUUAACAAAGGAUUUGAUUGAUGAUAAUGGCUAUUUUCCUUUGAAUAUAAUUAUUUGCAAAAUAAAAAAUGAUAUCUUUGAAUCUAGUGAUAAACAAGGCCGUAAAAUAUGUCGAAUUAAAAAAUUUCCUUGUGGUACAAUGGUUGAAGUUAAUCAUCAAUUUUUAUCAUCAUUGGGAAUAAAUAUGAAUAAAAAGAAUAGAAACACAGAAAUAAUAACGCCUACUAAAUUGGCCAAGUAUCUUAAUGUAUACACUGGAUAUUUAAUUGUUCGUCGUAAACAUUGGGAUCCUGAUAAAAAUAGUUUUGUACUAGAAUCUGGAAAUUUAUUUUGUUCGAAUGGUUUUAGACCCGUUGAUUCUAAAACUCCAGUGAGUCAGUUUGAUUACAGUCCAAAUAAAUUACAAAUUACACAAGUAAUAUUAUCAACAAGUCCAUCACUUGCAAAUAUCAAUCAAUUUUAUUUACAAAUUCCACCAUCAUAUCAAUGUACACAAUUGAAAAAUAAAUGUUUAGAAGCUAAACUAUUUACUGGAAAUGAAGAAGAGUCAAACAUUCAUUCAAGCUAUAAGUUUAUUUGUGAACAACAACAAGUUGACUCAAUAUUUAUUGAUGUUGGUCAAUAUGAUAUUACAUUUUGUUUUUCUAGUUUUACGGCCAUCAUUACUAAAGUUACUAAUGAUGCACAUGGAAUCGAUUCUACAUCAAAUCGAACACAAUCGGCUUUAUUAUCUUCUCAUAAUUCAACAUUUACUUAUGAAGAAAAUAUUAGCUCUUCAUCACCAUUAAACGAUAAUUUAAUAGUUGAUUGUAUGAGUCAAUCUUCAGUACAAAGUAAACGAUCAUUCGAAAAAGAGCAUCAUGAACGUACAAGUUCACCAUCGGCAAAAAAUCAAAAAUAUGCAUAA
This is a messenger RNA of Rotaria sp. Silwood2, 1104 nucleotides long. The record is from the annotation of a GenBank genome assembly. Lineage: Eukaryota; Metazoa; Rotifera; Eurotatoria; Philodinida; Philodinidae.